Messenger RNA from Suillus fuscotomentosus, 2691 nucleotides. RefSeq lists its product as uncharacterized. The transcript is spliced from 3 exons. NCBI's taxonomy places the organism in Eukaryota, Fungi, Basidiomycota, Agaricomycetes, Boletales, Suillaceae. The record is from RefSeq and is a predicted model, not a curated record. The coding region runs from base 1 to 2691 and encodes 896 amino acids.
AUGACCGCUCUUUCCCUUGCCUCAUCGUCUCUUGAGUCUGGAGUCAGUCGUCCUGCGCGAAAGGAAAACAGGAUCGUUGCCUUCUUUCGCUCUCGCUCUCGUUCUCGCUCCAGACCCCACCCCAAGUCGACUGUUACUCCAGGUGCUGCGCAAUCUACGACGGAUGUACCAACCUUGCCUAUGGUGCCUGCCUCUAAGCUUCGCAUCAGUCAUGUGCGUUCCACCAGUUUGGCGUACGAACAAGGGCAUGCAGCCGACACUAGUAUGUCUGCUUCAGCAAGCCAGUCAGAUUCUAAGCUAGGCACGCGAACUUCGACACGCCCGAUAUCAUCCACGACCACUGCCACACACUCCACGAUCACCCCUCUUCCCUCCAACUCCAUCAGAAGAAGACAAAGAACGUCGCAUCAUGUUUACUCUCACGAUUACACCCAAGGAGAAGAUCCCGAUCACCAGGCCAACAGAGAUCAGGUCACACCUCAGGAGGAUCACGAUCGUGCAACUCGUUCGAACACUCCCUCUUCCCUUAAUCAGCGCCGGAAGUUAGAGCUGCGCUCUAUCUUUGGCAUUGCUCUGUCACGGAAGUCAUCGCUAUCCAAUCCGUCCCGAAAACCAUCACCAGGAUCUUCUGACCGCAAAACAUCGUCUUCAUCCCUCUCCCAAAAGGAAGCUGAGAACAUGCCCUCUCGCAAACGAUCAUUCAGGCGCAACUCUAGACCAAAUACUCCAAAGUCUACUGACGAAUCGCGCGUUACGAAAACAUCCACCGGUACAAUACCCACUCCUUCCAAUCCCCUCCCACUGUCCGCAUCUCCCCGCAGACUUUCAUUUGGAUUGACAUCAGGUUCUCGCACGCAUCCGCCAAUGACAUCAUCAGGCCACCUUCCCCUGGCUCCCUCGUCACGUCACAAACGACAUUCUGUCGGGUCUCAUGACACUGCUCAUGACAGUGCUGUCGCGUUACCUGAUGACCAUUCCGACACCGCCUUCACAUCGUCCAGUCAUAUAGGCACUAGAUCUAAUUCAAAGACUAGUGCCUCUAGCCUUAGCCGCUUUGGAAAAUCCCGCAAAGGCAAAGAACAAGAACGCGAUAACAGCAAUUCGAAACUGCGGUCACAAACGCGGAAGACACCUCGCAUGGAUGACUCGCGCCCUGGUAUUUUUGGCUCACUUUUGGAAGAGACGUCUCCCAUCAUCAACUUAUCCCCGCCUUCACCGCAGGACGACUCACGCGGCAAGUAUGACCUCGGUGGUCUCGUGGUAUCACUGUUACCCACGGUAGAGUCCAUGUCUGAAGAAGAUACAGCAGAACAACAACCCCUGAUUCGUGCACCACAAGCAAGACCAGCCAUACCACACAUCAUCCAUACCCCACCGACUCCAAAAAGAACAGCGGAGUUAGAUUCCCCAGUGCGACCCGCUACCACACCACCAACGUUGAGUGGAGGACAGGGGAAGCCGCGCGAAGUUCUGCUCAGCAAGGAUUCGAUCACUGUUCACAGCGAACUUCCAAAGUUGCAUGCACGGGCAGCUCUAAGUGUUGGUUCCGACGGAGAUCCUGCAUACAACCGCAUGCGUAGCAGAUUCUCACCCCGGCUGUUUGGGGGAAAAGAUUUAUCUAGAGAAAGCAAGAAGCAGAAACCCGGUGGUCGGCAUGAUUCCGCUGGGACUGUCGGUCCUCCACGAAAUAUGACCAACCGUCGCAUCAAACAUGGAAGCUUUGACUUCGAGAGACCCGUAUCUGGUGUAAACAGGAGCAGCUCGACAGUCAACGCAUCGCUGGUGAAUGGCGAAGGCUUAACACAAUCUGGUAAAACUGGCGCGGCGACUCAUCGACCGACGGCCUUAGAACGAACAGCAUCAUCGUCAUCUGAUCGUACAGGGAAGUCGCGAAAAUUUGCGUAUCACCCCACUCAAGCCGACUCUCCCAUUCUUGCCCAGCUCUCCGCCAGUCAUACAGGUGAAACCUCUGUUGUUUCCUUCUCAUCAGCAUCUGCCUCUGCGCAGUCGAAGUCGACAGGAACAUCUGUUCCUGGUCCCGGACAAUCAUCCAGUUGGGGACGCGCAUCAGGCAGGCGAACUCAACGCACGUCGCACGGACCGUUCCCCUUCGAACCGGCUUCAUCGGUUCCAAGUUCUCCUUUACCGACCUCCUCCGCACUGCCUUCCUACCCGCCAUCUCCUCAUCAACAAGAGUUUGACAUCCCGGAAGGAUCUGCUUCAUUUCCCCCAAGCUCUCCUCUACGGAGUGAGUUAGGGCUUGGAGGAGGUUCUAUACGUGACAAGGGCCAAAGUGCUCAUGGCCGUGUACAACAAUUACGUGAGCAAGGCAGCGAGAAAAAGGGCAAAGGCCGCUCACUCGAUCUUAAACUUGGUUUAUCUUGGGCACCUAAUCGCGUCCGUCAAGAAGCCGUUAUACAUGGAUCUCUCCUUUCGCAGAAGCAGGAGGAGGAGCGUAAUCGGGGGAAGGAUGUCACCAAAGUCUUUGAGAACGUACUUUCCGAAUCUGGAUUCGAAACGUUCAAGAAGUAUGUCCACCGAUUUGACGCCCACCUGAUACCCCUAGAAGGGCCUCGGGGACUGCUAGCGCGCGUUGAAAACUUACUCGCUGCCUCGUCGUUAUCACAGACAGAAAAGGUGGAACUGCUGGACCAGUUUGCUCGAUUCGUGGAGGGGCAUAGCGAAGUCUAA